Messenger RNA from Elaeis guineensis (African oil palm), 1522 nucleotides. RefSeq names its product noroxomaritidine/norcraugsodine reductase-like. NCBI's taxonomy places the organism in Eukaryota, Viridiplantae, Streptophyta, Magnoliopsida, Arecales, Arecaceae. Gene Ontology annotation, molecular function: oxidoreductase activity. The record is from RefSeq and is a predicted model, not a curated record.
AUGCACAAAGCCUUGGGUGCACUCAACAUAACAAAGGGGAAUGGAUUUUUGAUAGAAAGAGAGAAGACAGCCACGCAGGACGCGGAGAAUAGCAGAACCAACUGCAGGGCAAAGAAAUGGUCCCUCAAUGGAGCCACAGCUUUGGUCACUGGGGGCACCAGAGGAAUCGGGCAUGCCAUAGUUGAAGAGUUAGCUGGAUUUGGAGCAACUGUACAUACAUGUUCGUGGAAUGAAGAAGAGCUCAACAAAUGCCUGGAACGAUGGAAAAGCCUGAACAUUCAUGUCACCGGAUCAGUUUGCGAUGUCUCUUCCCGAGUCCAAAGAGAGAAACUAAUGGAGGGUGUCCGUUCCAUUUUCCAGGGGAAGCUCAAUAUCCUUAUUAACAAUACAGGGACGGGCAUUGUGAAGCCAGCAGUGGAUUUCACUGAUGAAGAGUAUUCCUUUCUUAUGGCUACCAACUUGGAAUCAGCUUUCCAUCUGAGCCAACUAGCUCAACCACUUCUGAAGGCAUCCGGGGCAGGCAGCAUCGUGUUCAUCUCCUCAAUCGCAGGGGUUGUAGGCAUGCCAAAUUUAUCCAUAUAUGCAGCAACUAAAGGAGCACUGAAUCAGCUCACAAAGAAUCUGGCUUGCGAGUGGAUAAAAGACAAUAUCCGAGUGAACGGUGUUGCUCCAGGGCCCAUCCGGACCCCACUCGCACAGCCCUUACUUGAUGACAAGGAAAAUAAAGUAAUAGAAGUCUCCCACAUACCCAUGGGGCGUAUUGGAGAACCAGAGGAGGUGGCAUCUCUUGUAUCGUUCCUAUGCCUACCUGCUGCUUCCUAUAUCACGGUUCAAGUUAUUUGUGUUGACGGAGGUCGGACUGGAAGUGACCUUUAAAAGGAAAAAUAACUCUACUGUGAAGUUCAUGUUCUCAAUCCUUAACUAGUAAUGCUGUGGAGUUCCUCUAUGCGUGGUGAUGCAUGCUUCGGAUAGGUUGCCAGAAAGCUUUCUUUAUUUAUGGUGGUUUUCAGUCAUGGAGAGCCUAAGAGCAUUGGUGGCCCGGGCAUGCCUUCACUUCUGCGGCAUUUGGAAAAAUCUGGUCAAAAAUUCGUUUGGUUUCAGCUGGACUUCCAGACCCUUGUUACAGGUGCUAGCAGAGAGUUUUGUUGCAUCUUGCUUUGUCGAUGAAAGAGAGUUUUGUCGAUGAAAGAGGUAGACCUCAGCUCUGUUUUCUUGUCUUCAGCAUCCUAUUAACUCAAAAUUGGGCUCCGAUCGAUACUGUUAGAGGCUGGUGCGGAGAGACACAUUCAUAUCUCCGCACAAGUUUCUGCUGGUGCUGCAGUUUUAUAAACGCUCCUUUCUUAGGUGCAUAGCACUGGUUCUGUAUUUCUAUUUUUUAUGUUUUCUUUCCCACACACAGUCUCUGUUUUCUUUGAAUUUUUUUUGGUCAUCCUUUUGUCCGAAGAGCAGAGUUUGUUUCACACUCUGUUCUUCUUCCUGUACGUUCUUCCAUUAAUAAUAUUUGGGUGGCAAUCGCCUCCUC